Messenger RNA from Hemiscyllium ocellatum (epaulette shark), 1264 nucleotides. RefSeq names its product zinc-binding protein A33-like. Bases 1 to 1182 code for a protein of 393 amino acids. NCBI's taxonomy places the organism in Eukaryota, Metazoa, Chordata, Chondrichthyes, Orectolobiformes, Hemiscylliidae. The transcript has 6 exons. Gene Ontology annotation, molecular function: protein binding. The record is from RefSeq and is a predicted model, not a curated record.
AUGGUGAGUGAGAGCCUGCCCUGCCCCCUCCUCAACAUGGAGCGGCCCAUCCUGUACCCCCAUGACUGCUUCUCCUCUUCCUCACUCUGCCAUGUGAAAGGAGGUUGUAACCUUGACCAGGACAGUGCAUUCCAUGAGGAACUGGAAACCUCCCUGAAGCCAAUUCAGGAGAAGAAGAAGGAAUGUGAAACUGUCAAAAGUGAUUAUGAGAAAACAUUGUCCCACAUUCAGGACCAAGGCGUAAAAACAGAGAAACAAAUUAAAACUGAAUUUGAAAAACUUCAUCAGUUUCUCCGUGAGGAAGAGAGGAUUGUGUUGGAAGAUCUGAAACUGGAAAAAGAGGAACACAGUCAGGAGAUGAAGGAGAGGAUUGCAAAGAUAACAGAGGAAAUCUCAUCCCUUUCAGUCACUGUUCAGGAUAUUGAACAAGAGCUGAGGGAACAGGACAGCAUCACAUUUUUAACAAAAUUUCCGGAUACAAAGAAAAGAGUGAAGCAAACUCUCCCAGAGCCACAGAAGGUUUACCCUUUAAUAAAUGUGGGCAAGUACAUCGGCUCCCUGCAGUACAGAGUGUGGAAAAAGAUGCUGACGGUGAUUAAUACAGCUCCAGUCACCUUGGACCCUAAUACAGCCCAUCCUGCCCUUCUCCUGUCUGAGGACCUGAGCACCGUGAGACACACCGGGAAUCGGCAGCAGCUUCCCGACAAUCCGGAGAGAUUUGGUUACUGUGUCUGUGUCCUGGGAUCAGAGGGAUUCACAUCAGGGAAACAUUCCUGGGAGGUGGAAGUGGGGAAGAAGACUAAGUGGGAUGUGGGUGUGGCCAAGGAGUCCAUCCACAGGAAGGGGCAAAUCAACCUGAAUCCAGGUAAUGGAUACUGGGCAUUGGCGCUGAGAGAGGGGAAUAAAUACUGGGCUGGUGAGAAACCAUGGAAAUGCUUAAAGCUGAGUGUGAGUCCGAGGAAGGUCCGAGUCUGUCUGGAUUAUGAGGGAGGGAAGAUGUCCUUUUAUAACUCAGAGAACAAGAGCCAUAUCUACACUUUCACUGGGACAUUCACUGAGAAACUCUAUCCUUUCUUCAGUCCGUAUCUCAUUGAUGGGGAUAAAAACACAGAACCUCUGAAAAUCUGUCCCCGGAGAGUAACAAUCCAGGAGGAUGAGGGAUUCAUCGCUUCAUCCAAAUAAAGAGCCUCUCCGUGGGGGGGAGGGGAAGAUCCCAUACACUGGGUCACUGGGUGGGUGAGGAGGAAGAUCCCACACCCUGGGU